Messenger RNA from Anarrhichthys ocellatus (wolf-eel), 9826 nucleotides. RefSeq names its product SET domain containing 1B, histone lysine methyltransferase a (gene setd1ba). The transcript is spliced from 18 exons. Lineage: Eukaryota; Metazoa; Chordata; Actinopteri; Perciformes; Anarhichadidae. The coding region runs from base 3484 to 9036 and encodes 1850 amino acids. Gene Ontology annotation, molecular function: histone H3K4 methyltransferase activity; protein binding; RNA binding. The record is from RefSeq and is a predicted model, not a curated record. Gene Ontology annotation, cellular component: Set1C/COMPASS complex.
CAACUACAAUUCUGUGUUCUCACAAGCACCAGGCUACACACACACACACACACACACACACACACACACACUAAAAAAGGGAGUGCGUAAAAGGCACCGUAUAGUGGCCCACCUUAAAACCGAAUUAAGGCCCCCUUCUUUUCAACUCCUUUACGCAUCUUUUGAGUUAGUAUUUUCUGAUCUGUUGCACUUAAAAAGAAUCGGUCCAAGAGAUCCGCCGGACUUUUUUUCUCGAGCUACAGAGCACGCGCUGAAGCCCGAAACCACCCCCAGUGUUAUUUUCACCCAGAGACAGAACAACAGGGCUGCUGCAGAGAAUUCCUGAUGACCUUAUAUAGCAGUGUGGGGGUUGCAACAACACGCUCGAGCUCUCAUGGCAACAGUCCAGAGCUCUCGGAUUACUGCCGUUGCAGGGCGAGUCAGCCCAGUAACCGACAGCUUGAACGCGCCACGUUCCCAACGUUUCCUUCCCUUUACGCACGGUGGACAGUUUUUCUUCUUUUUUUAACUUCUUGUUAAACACACACCUAUUCGAGUGAAAUCGCCCCAUGCGUCGGUCGGUGUUAAGACUUCCUGUUGUAUCACCGAGAAAUGUCCCCGGAGCGAGGCUCUCUCACCGAGUGAACGAGCCUCUCCCAGUUAUGGCGCAGCAGCUUUUUACAGCACAGUACUCUCCUUUGUCUGUAAAGAAGCCAUUUUGAGACAAGAGAACAGCAGAGAAAGCAAAGCAAGUGUAGCCUACUUAUCACCAAAGGGUCUCUUUGGAUAAAAGGAAGCAGUGAAAUUUACAAGAUUUCUCCCCAUAAGAUUCCUUUCCUCGUUUAAGACUUGGAUUACAUGUUUUGAAUGCAAACUGUAAGUUUACGAUAUCAAACAAAAAUACGAAUUAUAUAUACAUAUUACAAAAGCCAAUACAGUUUUGAUAGCGUUUUAAUCACAAUUAUGUAUUGUUCAUGUCUGUCUUGUUGUAUAACAUUAAACCCACAUUUAGACAUAAAUUGGCAAAUAAAGUGAAAUAGCUCAAAAUCCAUUACCUUUCAAAACAACACUUCCUUGGUUUUAUAUGAUGUAGCUCAGUUAGAAAUGUCGAAAUUGAAGAGGUGUUUGCCUACUUGACUGCAAUCCUGUCUUCAAGGAGGGAGAGGAGAUGGUUUGCAUAUUGCCCACACAGAUAUGAUGCUUGAAGAUGCAUAUUCGCUGGCUGAGAGGCAAUGCCUGCUGAUCAAAAAAAAAAAAAAAAAGUUUUCAAAAGAGCUUUCUAUCUUUCGUGCUAAUGGAUUCCUUCCUUUUCAGGAGAUGCUAUCCCACCCCUUAUUAAUGCCAUUAUUAGAGGAUCCGAAGAUGGAGCUGAAAACAUUCCUUCCGCCCCUGCGUUUAGGCCUGUUAACUGCAUUUCACCAAAGUGCUGAGGUAAAUAUUUUCACCAUAAGAGUUUUCCCUGUUUCCUCUUUAAGUUUGACAGUCUAUUUUAUGUUAACCGUUGUAGAAACUGUAAAAGGCUCUCUCACUGGGCGUCUAAAUACAUUUAAAUAUGCCUUUGAAACAAGGUCAAGCCGACGAUUACACUUUGGACGCAUUUGGUUCUAAUAUGGCAAAUGGACAGCACAAACGCAAUCGGUUGUCUCCACGGUUGUAGGAGGAGUAGUCUACAGCACACAAGCCACCACGGGUGUUAAGCAUUGCUGUUGUGAGAGGAAAGUAUUUUAAGUCAUUAAUCAAAGCAAAUGGGUUAUCAAUCAACAGACAAAUGUCCAGGCAGCACAAUAAACUAUUUAGCAAAAGGCCAUUAUGGCCUGCUUUGUCCUUUGAGGAGCAGUGGCAUAUAACCUGGACUGUAGGCUGUAUAUCUACAUGUCUGCAUGCCAGUGAACAUUUUGAAUAAAGUUGUCUAUUACAGAUGCCAAAAUGUCUGUGAUCAAAUAGAUAGCUUAGUAGAUAAAGUGACAUUAAAACAUUUUAAUAACAGUAACUGCAUGCCUCACAUUUUACAUGAAUAAAUAAGCAAACAAAUUGAAAAUGAUUAUAAAAGAGUUGAACUUACUCAUAUCCUACAAGGCCAUAUGUGCAAUGCCAAACAAUCAGACAUCACUUUAACUGUUUCCCCCCCUAAUUUAACAUCUGCAAGAUCACACAACUGUUUAUUCACAACAUUGGUUUCUUAUCACUUAAGAAAUAUAAAUACUAUUAUAUGGGUGUGCCAUGGCCUAGUUAAGACAAAGAUGGAUUCCAGGCAGAGGAAAAAAGGCUCAAGAUGUCACAGGUCUAUUACAUCCAGUACAUUCUCUUCCUUCUUCUCAAUCCUUUAAAAGGAGGAAUCAUAGAUUUUAUCAUAGUCCGUGAGAGAUGAGGAAAUCAAGUGUAAGAUCCCUUUUGGAACAAAGGAAACCCAUAUAGGCCAUUGAGUCCUGUUUCAGGAAAAUGGCUGCCGAGAGCGCUCGGCCCCCUCUCUCUGCUCUGUGUUGAAGGACUCCUGAGCCGUGCCUCUAAUAGCAGACAGCUCCUCUGCUGCUGCGCUCUGAUUGGCCCGCUGAGCUGCCGCUGUUAACCAGCCAAUUGCCCGAGCACUGCAAAACACCAGGCAAUGUCAAACAAAAAAAAACAUUAAUUUUUUUGUCGACAAUAUGCAGUUUAGAAAUAUAAUUAAAAAAGAGAAAUCCAUACGGGGUUAAGGUUUUAUAAUUAAAAAACUCCACAGCUGUUUUAAAAGCGAGGGCCAAACACAACGGUUUGGCUCUAGUUUGUUGGUCUGGAUUAGACUAACUGACAGAGAACCAACCGCCGCAUUCCAACGGUUACAAGCAUUAGUUUGCCUGUUAAAUACAACUCGUUACUGACCGAGUUUCGUAUUAUAAUCGCAUAUUAAUCUGGGAGUAAUUUCACACUAGCAGUCAACUCGCUCCUAAGCAGCGGUGUCUCUAUUUGACUGUUUUCCCUUUUUUUUUUUUAAAACAGCCCGACAUGUAUGAAUUAGUGACCGACCACAGGUCUAUAGAAAAAACAAAAACCUGCGACCAAAGCAUUUUUUAUUAGCCGUUAGGGGCAGUUAAGCAGAUAUUGCCCCUGUGUCUAUCUUGUGUUUGCCAUUUGGGUAAAUGCAAUCGACAGAUUCCACACAACAUGAUUUAGAGAUUUAACGACACCGAGCCGUUCCAACAUCUGUAAUAAUAAUAUUUAGACACACGAACAUGAUCAUCCGAGUCGUUUAAAAGAUUACAAUUGCAUUCAAGGUUGUGUCAUAAUUAAAUUACCAGCGGAAACAGACACGAGUUUAUAGCGAAAGUGCGGCUAGCGUCGGUGGUGGGCAAGCCUAGCGGUGUAUUGUGGAAGAGACAGAAGCUACAGACCAGAGGCACACAAUAUGUGUUGGCUCUCGCCGAAAAGGAGGCAGUAUUCUUCAAGCUAAAUCAUGUAAAUGUGAGCGGCGAAAGGAAAGCGACUUCGUCUUUUCGUCAAUUAAAGAAUAACCCCUCGAUCGGACGAACCAUGUCCAAGCCAGGGGAGAAAAACAGAUUGAACGAAGACCAUGGCAGAAAGCAGAGUUCAAGUUUGGCGAACGGCAUGGACAGUCACCCCGUCUGCGGCUCGGCGGAGAAGCGGAGUCACCACUGGAGAAGUUACAAGUUGAUCAUCGACCCGGCGCUGAAGAAGGGCUCGCACAAACUCUACCGCUACGAUGGACAGACUUUCAGCAUGCCCAACCCCGGGAUACCACCGGUGGACAUCGUCCGAGACCCGAGGAUCGGUCGUCUCUGGACUAAGUACAAAGAGACGGACCUACCGGUGCCGACAUUUAAGAUCGACGAGUGCUACGUCGGCCCCGUGCCCCCGAAGGAGGUCACGUUCGCCCGGCUUAACGACAACGUUCGGGAAGGAUUUCUUUCUGAGAUGUGCAAAAAAUUUGGGGAAAUCGAGCAGGUCGAGAUCUUGUACAAUCCGAAGAACAAAAAGCACCUGGGGAUCGCCAAAGUUGUUUUUGAGAACGUGAAAGCCGCCAAAGUGGCCGUGCAGUCGCUUCACAAGACGUCUGUUAUGGGAAACUUCAUCCACGUGGAGCUGGACCCAAAAGGUGAGAAUCGCCUCAGGUACUUCCAGCUCCUGAUGAACGGCAGCUACACUCCGCAGACGCUGCCCGUUGGUGGAGAGGAGGCCAGGGAACUUUCCCCUCGGAGCCUGGCGGAAGCCCUGCUGGCCUGCGAGCCCAUCCGCAGGUUGUCGGAGGGCAGGUUGUCGGAGGGCAGGUUGUCGGAGGGCAGGUUGUCGGAGGGCAGGUUGUCGGAGAGCAGCGUGUCUGCGGCCGGAGGGACGUUGCCGCCUAGCAGCAGCUCCACCACGCCGUUGUCCCACGAGACGGGCUACUCCAGCCUAAGGCAGGACACACCCCAGUCCCAGGGAACCCCUCAUACCCCACGGCAGACGGGUACGCCCUUCUCCCAGGACUCCAAUUUCUCCAGUCGGCAGUCCACGCCGUCGUACCAGUCCAGCCGGGCCGAGAGCUCUGGAAGUUACAAAUCUCGCAGACACGAGAGUAAGUUCCAGGAUGCGUACAACCGCAGACCGGAGAAGCCUCAGUACCGCAGCAACAUGUACAGAGGUACGCCGUCGUCGUCUGAGCAAGUGCCCUUCAAACAGCACCAGCUUACCCCGCCUGAACCUCCGCCCUCCACCCCCUCCUUCACCUACACAGUGCCUCCCCCUGCUACGCCCAACUUCAAGUCGGCCUUCUCGCCCUACCAGGCUCCUCUGCCCCCCGCGUUCCCCCCGUCGGAGCCUGCUUUCCAUCACCCGGCCCAAAGGGAGGGUGAGUACCUCCGACCGCCGCAGCCGCCUCUGGCUGCCGCCACUGACUUUACGCCCGUCAAGGAGAGACCAGAAACUCCUCCGAUCCCCGAGCCCCCGCCGGAGCCCAUGCCCCACCCGACCACCCCUCCUCCUCAAACACCAGAGCACUGCCCCUCGCCCGGCUCCCCCACACUCGACCUAGAGCGCAAUAGCCUGGACUCCCGCAUUGAGAUGCUCCUCAAGGAGAAAAGGACAAAGUUGCUGCCGUUCCUGGAGGAGCGAGACUCGGACACCGAGGUGCGUAUGGAGGGGAGUCCAAUUUCCUCCUCGUCCUCUCAGCUGUCCCCGAUCCCCCCUUACACGGGCGGCUCCCAUGGUGGCCUGCAAAACUCCCGUCCCACUAGCACAGGCUUGGAGGACAUCAGCCCGACGCCGCUGCCAGACUCGGAAGAUGAAGAGCCAAUUCCCGGGACCGCCUCCCUGAUCAAGAGAAUCACUUCUCCUGUCCAGGAGAAGAUGAGCAACAGUGACCUCAAAGAUGGACAUUUCCGAGGCCACACUCCCACUGAUAAAGUUGAAACGGGCCAUCAGUCGUCGGGCGAAGACAUGGAGAUCUCCGACGACGAGAUGCCCGGGACUCCAACCAGCGGUGGAGAAUGUGGCAAAGGCAUCGUGAUGAACUCUGCAGUGUCCCCGAUGCAGAGCAUCUCCAUCCCGCCUCCCGGCUUCCCUCCUCUCCCGCACCAGGUCGGCUACCAGAUCUCCCAUCACCACCUGGCCGCUCAUGCCGCCGUCCCGGGACAUCCACACCUGGCCGGUCAUCCCGGAGUGCCUCACCAUAUGCUGCCGCCCAUGGGCUACGCUCAUAGCAUGAUGCCGCUGGUGCAAAUGGAGCUGAUGAACUGCUUGCGGUGGGAGCAGUGGAGCACCGUUCCCAUGUCCUUCCAGAUGCAGCAGCAGAUGCUGAGUCGCAUGGCUCAGACCAGAGGCCCCUAUCCGUAUCCGCAUUUCAUGGACAGCGCUGCGGCGUCGGCGCCGUACGGGGGACCCUACGCGCCUCUGACUAUGGGUGCUACGCCUGAUACCGGCGCGGUAGCACCCGGACAACAAUGGCAGCAUCCCAGUGUACCAAAGUUCAACCCUACUGUUCCUCCUCCUGGAUAUGAGACUAAAAAGGAGGAUCCCCACAAGGCCACUGUUGACGGUGUACUGCUGGUCAUUGUCAAGGAGCUGAAGGCCAUCAUGAAGAGGGACCUCAACCGCAAAAUGGUGGAGGUGGUGGCGUUUAGAGCCUUUGAUGACUGGUGGGAAAAGAAGGAGCACUCAGCAAAGGUGUCUUUGACUCCGGUGAAGGGUGCUGAGGGGAAGGAAGAAGAAAGACCCAAACCCAAAGAGACGAUGGGUUCAAGUCUGCUGGAGAACUGGAACAAGGGCGAGGGGCUGGGCUACGAGGGGAUCGGCAUGGGAAUCAGUUUACGAGGGGCCAUCCGCCUGCCCUCCUUCAAGGUGAAACGGAAGGACCCGCCUGAGGCUGCAACAUCGGGGGACAACAAACGAGCGCGGCCCUCCACUCCAGUGGACGACGAGCUGGAGGAUGAAGACCGGGAUCGAGACCCAGCAGAGCUCCCGUUGGACGAUUCCAAAAUGGACGCCGACGGUGGGUCAGCGAAGCGACGGCACUCGCGGCCUCUUGAACUUGACAGCGAGGGAGAGGAGGAGGUGGACACCUCAGGCAAGGAAGAGGAGUCGUUGUCCGACAGGGAGGAGGAGCCUAGUAAAGCACAGGCUGCAGAUAGGCUGUCAUCAGGAAAAGAGAGUGGCGAUGAGGAGGGUGACGAUGAAGACUCCUCCAGUGAGAGCGCCUCCUCAGAUUCGUCUGAUGAAGAAGGGCAGAGCUCAGCUUCCUCCAAAGCCAGCUCGGACGCCUCGGCAGAAAGCGCAGACUCCUCUGAGUACGAGUUAAGCUCGGAGGAGGAGGAGGAGGAGGAGGAGGAAGAAGAAGAGGAGGAUGCGGCGGCAGCAGUGCAAGAUGUGGAGCUUGAAGGCAAAGUGGCGGAGACCUCCUCGUCCUCUUCAUCUUCUUCAAUUUCCUCUUCUGAUGAAGACGAAGGGAAGGCAGAGACCAAGCAACCGUGCCCUCCUUCGGGGAUGGUCCCAGGGGAUACGGAGUACCAGAGGAGCAGAGAGAAGCUAAGCGGCAAACCCAAAUGCAGACCUCCUAGUCCUGAGGCGGAGGUGACGGAGGACCUGAAGCCUCCGUCACCCAAAGGCAUCCCAGUCAAAGAGCGAGACAUCAGCGUGGACGGUAACAUUCCUGCAGUGAAGGAGCAUGUAGCAAAUCUUCGGCCGCCCACUCCCACCGGCGCCCUGCCCGACAGCGACCAGGAGACGAAAGGUAAAGCAGAGCCUGAGGAAGUACCCUGCACCCCCGGUCGAUUAGCCCCGUCCCCCGUAAAUGCUAACACACCUGUCCCCAAAACUGUCUCCGCAUCUUUACUGCACCUCCCUCUCCCUGCUCACCUGGCUGUAGAAGGUCGAUCCCUCCUUCAUCCUUCAUCCGCCCCCCUGCCUGACCUCCCUAUGCGGCCCCGGCUCCCCACAGACGAGGACAUCCCCCGCACACCGGGCAGGGACCUGAUGGAGCGCGCCCGAAGUCUGGGCAAGUCCCAGAGCACAGACACUGUGCCCAUCACACCCGGCGGCGAUGCCCCGCUGACAGGUAGCGGCCUGUUGCUCAGCUCCCCUCACAUCCCCGGUAGCCCCUUUACCUACCCUGCACAAUCCCCUGUCCUUAGCGCUGGAGUCCCCCGCACUCCAGGAAGAGACUUAACCUUCACCCCUGUCUUCCCUGACCCCACAGCACUGGCUCUUAAUAGGAAAAUAUCCACCGAGAGCCUAGACGAGAGACCCGUUUUUAAAGAGCCGCCCGUCAGCACUCUGCCCAGCCAGGCCCCGUCAGCCGGUGUCCCUGAAGAUCUGCCCGCUGGUCUCCCUGUAGACGUCCCUGUGCCGUCAGAUACUGCCCCAUCAAAGAGGAAACCUGGACGACCCAAAGGCAAAAAGACUCCAGCUGUCUCUGCAGCUGAUGAGUCUUUGGAGCUCUCGUCUGAGUCCACCCUCCUGCCUCCCGACGCACGCCUCAGCGAUCUGUCCACGCAGACGAUCUCCGCCAAGUCCCUGCACCACCCGAGCCUGGACUUCAGGGAAGGAGACGUGAAGCCCCAGGCGGUCCUACCCGUUGACGACGGCUUCCCGUCCUACAAAGAAAAGGCACCUGUGGCCGUGAAGCCGGCGCGGAGGGCACGGCGAGGCUGGGAGGAGCUGCUGCUGGACACCCUGUCCCCCGUCACCUCGCCUCCCCGGCCGUACUUCAAUCCACGCUACGAGUUUGAGGAGAUGACCAUCCUGUAUGACAUCUGGAACGAAGGCAUAGAUGACGAAGACAUGCGGCUUCUGCAGAUCACGUAUGAGAAGAUGCUCCAGCAGGAUAACGGCAACGACUGGCUCAACGACACGCUCUGGGUCAACCAUCCUCCAACCAACAUCCCAAGAGUGAAGAAAAAGAGAAGAGACGACGGCAUGAGAGAUCACAUGACUGGCUGCGCGCGAAGCGAGGGAUACUACAAGAUCGACAAGAAGGACAAGAUCAAGUACCUUCAGAGCACAGACCUGCAGUUAGAGGAGCAGUUAGUCGACAUGCAGGGCAUGAGUAUUCCUGCACAGGUCCAGAGCUCCAGAGCUGGCUCGGAGCGGCGGUCGGAGCAGCGGCGUUUGUUGUCCUCGUUCGCGUGUGACAGCGACCUGCUGAAGUUCAACCAGCUGAAGUUCCGUAAGAAAAGAAUCAGAUUCUGCAAGUCACACAUCCACGACUGGGGUCUGUUUGCUAUGGAGCCCAUCGCCGCAGAUGAGAUGGUGAUAGAGUACGUGGGACAAAACAUCAGACAGGUGAUUGCGGACAUGCGGGAGAAGCGCUACGAGGACGAGGGCAUCGGUAGCAGCUACAUGUUCCGCGUCGACCACGACACGAUCAUAGAUGCCACAAAGUGUGGCAACUUCGCCCGUUUCAUCAACCACAGCUGCAAUCCCAACUGCUAUGCGAAGGUCAUCACAGUGGAGUCUCAAAAGAAGAUCGUGAUCUACUCCAGACAGCCCAUUAAUGUCAACGAGGAGAUCACGUACGACUACAAGUUCCCCAUCGAGGACGAGAAGAUCCCCUGUUUGUGUGGGGCGGAGAACUGUAGGGGAACGCUGAACUAACGUUCCACGUGAGCUCAAUCUUCUCCAGGCUGUUAAAAGUGCUGUCCUUAAAUUUCAGUCAAGAUUUCUCGACCAGCACAUGCUGAGACUCUGGACGAGGAGGAACUGAAGUGGGAAGGUCUGGUUUUUUUUUUUUUUUUUUUUUGAUGGAGGAGAAUAAAGCUGCAAGUCGUCUGUACGGCCCUCUUCACACAUUCAACUCUAGAUUGUUUACGAUUUAUGGUGCUCUUGAAAAUAGAAAACACGUCGUUUUUUUUAAUGUCUGCCAGUAACCGGGAACUUACUCAAACACUUGACUUGCUGGUGCAGCAUUUCAUCCUCUCAACUCGGACAGUAUUUCAGCACAGCUCCUUCCACGUCCUCUCCUGGUUUGUACAGUUUUACACUUCUUUUUAUCUCGUUUGUCUCAUAAGCUUUACGUACACCACACGUGGUACAAAAAAAAGAAAGAAAGAAAGAAACAACAACACAUGUUCAGCUGCUUUACUAACACUGCUGAGACACGCACAAGCCCGCCAGGAAAAGGCCUCUCUCUGGGAGAAGACGUGGUCGGGCAUCCGAGCAGAUGGGAUGACGGCGGAGUGUCGCGCCCCGACGAUCCCGCUUUCUCGCUCCUACCUCCUCUGCACCAGUUUCCUUGGACGUGAAUCAAACUGAUGGGAGAAAUUCAAGCAACACAAAUGGUUAAAUCCUGCCACAAAGUCUGGAAUAUUUUGGAAAUCGCGCCUGCUUUCACCAGCCAAUAACGGAUCACGCUGCUUCCUAUUAGUUUAUGCAAAAAAAAAAAAAG